Molecule: messenger RNA, 1776 nt
Organism: Chilo suppressalis (striped riceborer)
Lineage: Eukaryota; Metazoa; Arthropoda; Insecta; Lepidoptera; Crambidae
Source: the annotation of a GenBank genome assembly
CUCACUUCAUUGCAAAUAAAAUGUCUAAGCUUCCUAUUGUUUUGGCGCUUCAAAUUAUUAUUUUGUAUCAAUUUACUGCCUCUAAAUACAUUAGUGAUUAUGGGAAUAUUCAGGAAAACCGUCUUAAUUUAGAUGAAGUACACAGUUUCAAAAAUGUCAUAGUUUUGUAUUAUAAUAAUGACAAUCGUUCUAUAAGCGACUUGUGGAAUAAUAUAAAACAAACAGCCAAAAAUGUUUGGGAAUCUGUUAAAAGAUUGGCAAAAGAUACAAAAGAGAAAAUAAUAAUCUGGUCAGAACAGGUUAAAGCGAAGGCUGAGCAGAUACGCCAAAAUUUUAAAAAUCAUUUAAAAGAGUUGAAAACCGAAAUAAUUAUUACGUUGCAAAACCUUUUUGGUAACGAUGGCAUUGUGAAAAAAUGUUUGGAGAAACAAAGUGUAAAAAUCGAUGCAAUUUUAAAAAACAUUACAACUGACGUUACAUCAUGUAUAUCUGACAAAAUCAAUCUUGGGAAUAAACAAAUGAAUAAUCAAUGUUUUAACUUUAAUGACACGGAAUUCUUACUAAAAGUAGAAGCGAAACUUAAUAAAUGUGAAGAAAAACAAGAGCAAGUUGAAGAGUGUUUUGAUAAUAUUAGGAAAGAAAUAGCAGAAGAAACGAAUUAUAAGGAAAAUGAGAUACUAAAAGUAAGAUUGGAGUCGAGAAACAUUGCUGAUGAUAUUUUGGAUGCUGUAGUUACAUGUUCCACAGAGGGCCUUAUCGAAGUGACAAAAAUAGUUACAUCCGUUGCUCUUGAAAUAAUAAAUUGUAUUGUACAGGGCUGAAUUUGCUGAAUUGUCAAUUGAUGUAUUCUUAUAUAAAAUGUAUUGUUAACAAUGUAUAAUUACCCAAUAUAUUCACGAUUCUUCAAGUAACUUAAGGCUAAGUUCAUGUGACCGCGCGGAAACCGGGGCGCCGCGCGCGUUUUUAGGAAUCGACAAUCCACAUGACAGCUUCGGUACGACUCGGCACUGCUCGGUUAUGUAAACGAUAAUAACCGUUUGCUUUGAUCUUGUACAGCGCGGUAGGUACUUUCACGCAGUACCGCUCGGACAUAUGAACUUAGCCUUAAUAUCCUCCUGAUUUUACCAACCCUAGUUGUAUAUCGAUUCUUUGGUAGGCAACGAGUAUUGUUUUAAAGCUUUUAUUUGACUAGCUGUGUAAGCAGUUUUGCUUUGUCAAUAAUAAAUCUAAUAAAGUUAUAAGUAAAAAUAAGGCUCUUUGUUGUAUUGCUUGUGAAAGAGCCUUGGUAGUUUUUUUAGGCUCCAAGCAAUACAAUAAUUAAAUUGUCGUCUCCGAGUACGAUAUCAGUAUUGACUUAUAGACACUGAUUUUCUGUUAUGUAUGUCAAGCAUUCUCUUUAUUAUACUACUCAUCAUCAGCCGGGACCAACGGCUUAACGCGCCUUCCCAAUCACGGAGGAGUUCGCGAUACUAAGUUUUUGUUCACCCGUCCAAUGAGCAAGCAUUGCGAAAGUUGCUUAAUUUCUACGAUUGCAGGCCGAACGCGCUAACAAUCUGCGCCAUCGAGCUCCUCCUUAUAUAGGUUCUACGAUUACGUACAAUCACCAACCGCACUACGUGCAGUACCACUAUAGCUGAGAUGUUGAGUAUUGUUUCUUAUUUAGGAAUUCCAUUGUCUGUCUUUGAAAAUACUCAUCAAAUGGGACCAUCGCGAAGGAAAACUUAUUCAAACAAAAAGGAAUCGUCAAAAUGGGUUCAGAAAUGUGUAAGUUAAUCG